CACACACACACACACACACACACACACACACAUACACACAGAUCCAGUCACUGCUCUGUAUCUCCCACACUCUCCCUCCCUCCCUCCUUCCCUCUCUUGCUCUCUCACUCUCUCUCUCUCUCACUCCAUCCCUUUGGGCUCUGCAUCCUUCUUGCUUCUUCUCACAAGUCAGAUUGUGUUUGUAAGUACAGGCUGAAUGUCUCCCUGUGUAUGCCUGGGCUUCCUCAAGUCUUUUUGCAAGUGUGAGUGACUGCCUGUCUGCUUGAGUGUGACUGAGUGGAGCAGCGAGGUGUAUCAAGUGUAUGAGGGUCUCUGUCUCACCCUCACAUACACACCGUUCCUCCUGCAACUCUUCUCGGGAUCCUUGGAUCCCUUUCCUCCGCGACGGGCUCCCCACACAAAGCAGUCACCAUUUCCGCUCCCGGGAGACCCACGCUGGCAGCGCAGCCCCUUCCCCGACUCAGCAUCGGGAGGAAGACCCUGGUGGCGGCUGCCGUGGGGGUUAUGCUGGUCCUGGUGCUGGUGGUCCUCAUCCCCGUGCUCGUCAGCUCUGUGGGUACAGAUGCCAGCCACUAUGAGAUGCUGGGCACCUGUCGCAUGGUGUGUGACCCCUACCUGAACAAGGGAACGCCAGCCAGCAGCACCAGCUCCACCGGUCUACAGGCUGAGGCGGAGGCACUGAGCGACCACAGCAACGUGCUUCCACCCUCCACCUUACUGCAGGGCCCACAGGGGAAGCCUGGCAGGCCAGGCAAGCCCGGACCCCCUGGACCACCUGGACCGCCAGGAGAACCAGGGCCACCGGGACCUGCUGGGCCUCCUGGUGACAGAGGGGAUCAGGGAAGGACUGGGGUUUUGGGUCUGGAGGGAAAUGGAGCUAUCAGCACAGCCACCUACAGCACCGUGCCUCGGGUGGCUUUCUAUGCAGGGCUUAAAAACCCCCACGAAGGCUACGAGAUCCUCAAGUUUGACGACGUGGUCACCAACCUGGGCAACAACUACGAUGGCAUUUCGGGCAAGUUCAUCUGCAGCAUCCCGGGCACAUACUUCUUCAUCUACCAUGUGCUGAUGCGAGGAGGAGACGGCACCAGCAUGUGGGCAGACCUCUGCAAGAAUGGCCAGGUCCGUGCCAGUGCCAUCGCCCAAGACGCUGACCAGAACUACGACUACGCCUCCAACAGCGUCAUCCUCCAUCUGGACGCGGGCGACGAGGUUUACAUCAAACUGGACGGAGGCAAAGCCCAUGGAGGCAACAACAACAAGUAUAGCACCUUCUCUGGCUUCAUCCUCUACGCAGACUGAGACACAGACAGACGCAGAGACAGUCAGACAGGAAGGGAUUGAGAGAAGGAGUUGUACGAUGAGGGUGGGGGGGGGAGGGGUGUGUAUGUGUGUUAACAGCCGGAAUCCUUUCUAGUUUUCCUAAUUCUCUCCAUCAUCACGAACACCUCUGCUUCGUAUCCAUCAGCCAAGACACCCAGACUCUGUAGCCAAGUCUGGAUGCAAAGCUCCCCCGAGGGCACACUGGGAAGGGCCAGGUGGGCGGCGUGGGGAGGAAGCGGGCUGGAUUUUCUGCACUCCUAGACGUAACGCCGACGCGUCGGAACCUCCUUCCUCUCAGUGUCUCUCCUCUUCAGCCCCUGCUCCAUCGCACAGAAACACCAACGACGAAAAACGAAAAACCCAGCGAAUGUGGAUGGUCUUACCUCUUCUUUCCACAGUGGCGACGGUCAGCUGUACGGUCAGCGGACUCGACUGACUGAAACUUGUAGUGUUGUUCCGUGUAACUCUCCUUAGAUUGUGUUUUUAUUUGGUAGACCUGCAUAAUACUCGACACAACAAACAAAAAAAGAAAAGAAAAAAGAAUAUAUUUGUCCAGUGUGAAGAUAUCCUGUGUGAGUGAGAGAAUGGAUUUGUGAGACGUUACUUGUGAUGCAGCUCGGAAGUCGGCGGGUGUUUGUCCUCAUCACUGGUUAGAGCAAGGUUAUUAUAUAUACAUUGUUCAUGUGGGGAAUAACAAUAUAUUCUGCACUGUACCUUCAAAUGUAUCUGAAAACCGAAGCCUUUCAUUACAGAGAAUAAACUCUCACAAACACAACAGUGUUCUGCUGCCGUUUGGAUCAAAAGUAGAAUUCAAGUCAACUCUUUGAGGUUUGCUCGUUGUCCUCGUGUAAGAGGCUCGACUCGGCACAAGCAGCCAUGAAAUGAAGCAACGUGUGAGUUCAGUUUCCGUGGUCACGCGUCGCUCCUUCUUUCUUCCUCCUCACUGUGCCAACCUCCAAGCCUUCUUCUUCUUCUUCUUCUUCUUCUUCUUCUUCUUCUCUUGUGGUGCGGCAAAAAAAAAGAAAAAAAAGGGAUGUGGCUUCUGAAGGAAGUCACAAAGACAGAGAGAUCAAGAGCCGCACGUAAGCGAGACAGCGGGGAGGUAGAGAGGGGGAGGGGGGAGGGCACAGAAACAGUGAGUGGGCAAUUUCUCUGUUUCAGUGUCUCCGAGCAUCACUGGAUGUCGUCCAUUCAUUAGCUGCAUAUUCACUGACACACUGGAAUUAUGGUAAUAUUUACUCAACGUGGCGGCCUGACAGCUUGCUUGAGAAUGAAACUGAUUGGGUGAUUGACUCAGCCUAUUAUGACUGCACGUUUGUGUGUGUGUGUGUGUGUCUCUGUGAGUGUGUGUGAGAGUCUGGUGCGUGCCUGUUUGCACGGGGGAGUGCGUAUGUGUGUGUGUGUGUGUCCGUGCAUACCAGUGAGCGUUUGCAUUCUAGCAUGUGCCGUGCCAUAGCGACAUUGUUCUUUUUUUUCCGAGUUAUUCUGUGCUACAGCCAAUGACACAUAUUUUACUCAGCAGCCAAUGAGAUUGUGCUCUGUGGGGCGGGGAGGAGAACAUAUAUAUAGAUAUGAUGAGAAGAAACAAACAGCUUGUAAAUGAAAAAUCUAUGACAUGUUUGUCUAUCUUAUCUUUUGGAAUUGUUGAAUACAUUUAAAUAAUAAAUGGGAUUUUUUUGA
Solea senegalensis (Senegalese sole) is the source of this 3003-nucleotide messenger RNA. It is a transcript of the gene c1ql1l2, whose product is annotated as C1q-related factor. NCBI's taxonomy places the organism in Eukaryota, Metazoa, Chordata, Actinopteri, Pleuronectiformes, Soleidae. Gene Ontology annotation, molecular function: protein binding. The transcript is spliced from 2 exons. The record is from RefSeq and is a predicted model, not a curated record. Bases 505 to 1302 code for a protein of 265 amino acids.